Messenger RNA from Prorocentrum cordatum, 472 nucleotides. The record is from the annotation of a GenBank genome assembly. NCBI's taxonomy places the organism in Eukaryota, Dinophyceae, Prorocentrales, Prorocentraceae.
UUGCAGCGCAACAUGCGCGCUCGUGGGACACGGGGACACCAUAGGCAUCAGCAUCUGCAAGCCUGGCAUCCAACAGGUGCCACAAGGCAGCGUGCCCAGACGAUCUCCACGUGCAAAUCGUUUCGAGUUUUGCGUAGGACACAAUCGCAUCCAGAGUUGGUUCAUCGACAUUCAGCCGAUGCACCCAGAGCGGCAUUCCGCCUGCUGCUCGAAGUUCUACACUGGUGACACUCCAGACAUCAUUGCGUGCGUGAUCUUCCAGAAUAUAAUGCUUGGAUCCGCGGUUGCCGUCGUGGGCGAUGAUUACGACGACGUGGGCGCCAUCGCACCGGCCCAGGGCCAGUCAGAGGACGAUCAGCUACAAUCGGCCGAGGACCAGGUCGAUGUUGACAUCGGCGACGAGCUCAGGAUCCUGGAGGCCAUUGCGGCGGACACGUACGACGACCUCGCGGCCCUUCAGAGGAUCGCAUAA